AUGUAGCCUCCUAAUUUCAGCGGUCGAUGCAAUUUACAGGUUAUUGUAACUAAGUGAAUACCUGGCUUUCAUGAAAUAAUAAUAAUUAUUAUUAUUGAGAUAGUUGUCAGACUAAAAUUGGAGCUACAUGUUGAUGCAGUACGGAACAGGAUAAAUCAAUAAUACUGAUGUAGUUUAAAAGCUCUUAUUGACUGUUGCCUAGUAACAGAGAUGAGUCAGUAUUGUUGUUAACAAUCUUCUACAUUGAAAUCCAGUUCCUAUGGUAACUAAUCUCCAUGGUUACCAAAUAAGUUUUGCUACAUUCAAAGUUGAAUUGUUUCAACGUUUGCACCUCAAUUUAGCGUGAAAAGCAUCGGGAGUGUUGUUAUAUCCAGUACAAAAUUGUUUAAUUACAGAUUAUGAAUAAAAAGUAGAAUUACUAAUGUAGGCUGACUUCAAUAAAAUAAACUGAUAUAUUUUGUAGCAAAAGGAUUAUGAUAAAUUGAAUAAUUUAUUGUUUUAUUGUCAACUCAUGCCAGUGAGAAGCACUUUGAAGUUUAUGCUUAGGCUGUUUACAUAAACUCAAAAUAUUUGGUGCUUAAGUUAAUUUAGUAAAGCUUCAUAAAUCUUUUAGAGUUGAAUUAUGUCCCACGGAACUUAUAACAGACUUUGGUCAGAAGUGCAAGUUACUUUGGAUGAUGCCACUCGUAUUGAUGUAGAUCAGCAAUCAGCGAAACCAACUAAAGAUAAGAAACUAGCUCAUUACAUCGUGAGUGAUCUGUACGUGAAGUAUGUAACAGCAGUUAAUCGAUUAGAUCAAUGCUACGAUCAAAUCGUCCAGCCGCAGAAAAGAAUGCUGAUCAGGAAACUGCUGGAUACCAGUAUUGGGAGAUUUCUAGAGUUGAAACACGAACUUGUCAACUUGGAACUGUCAGAGUUUUGUUAUUGCGAUAACGCGUUGACAGAGCAGAAAAUCCUGCCGAUGGAAGCUGAAGUGAAAGUGCCCACCUACUACAAGAGAGAACGGGAGGAAGAACUGCAGAAACGGAAGAAGUUCAUGGAUGAUGUCCUGAAGAAGCUGGGGUUUUUCGAGCAAGAAGAUGUGGGCAUUGUUAUGACCGAAUAUCAGGCGAUACGGCUCAUACAGACCCACGAGCGCGCGAGGCAGGGCAGGUUGAGGUCGCAGUUCAUGAAGGAGAUUCGACUGCUCAAAGAGAAAAAGAUCGAGCCAUCGACAGCUGAUAAAGAGGGCGAAGGAGGGCGACAGGCAGCCAUGAAAAUACAGAAAAUAUGGAGAGGAUAUAUAACUAGAAGAAAAAUAAGGAAAAGAGUCAUUGAUGAGAUGCUAUUGAUCGGUAUGCUCCCACCAAUUUCUCAAUCAUUAGAAGAGACAAAGAGAGCCGAAGAAGUCAAGGAAUUGAGAAGGAAGCAGCAAAUUGAAUAUCAGAAUGAAUUCGAGAAAGCAUUAGUGGAGGAGAAAGACGCGAUCAGAAAACACAAAGGUGGACAAAUGACAGAAGACAUCCGUGAUGAGGUUAGAAAUUGGUUCAUGUCGUACAAAAACCAAACGGGAAAGUUUCCCGAUUUUCCAUCUGAAGAGGCUGGUGGCUCAGCUCUCAUUUUCAGCCGAACAGUCACUGAAAGCGAAAUCAGUAAAUCAACUGCUCCCUCAUCCAAGGAGAGUAAAGGUAAAGAAAAGAAGGGUAAAAAAGGAUCCAAAGAUAAGGAUGAUGCUAAAAAGAAGAAGUCGGAAGAGGAUGAAGACCCUGGCUUUAAAAUGGGUCCUUCAAAUUUCCUUGCCGAUCUAAUGGUUGCCAGCACAGAAUACGAAGAGGUUUGGCGAUUCAAAGAUGAAUCCAAUAAUCCCGCCCAGAAGCAUUAUGUUAACAUGAUACAAGCUCAGAAGACUUUGGAGAUAGAAGCUGAACUAAGAAAGAUAGUUGACGAUCAACUGAGAGUUGAGCUGGAACUGCUUCAAGCGGCUCUGGAUAGAGAUCGAGCCAAAAAAGGGAAGAAAAGCAAGAAAGGCGCCAAGAAGAAAAAAGGAAGAAGAAGUGGAAAGAAAGGAAAGAAGAAGAAAGAGAAAGAUCUCACACCUGAUCGUACUCUUGAAUCAUUGUUUGAAGAGCUCAUCACAAACGGAAUAAUAAAGAAGUAUCCAGAAACACCUUUAUCUGCUUUCAAAGGUGAAACAUCGUACGCCGCUUAUGACUUGAGAUUGCAAGGGAAGGACCCGCAGCCAGCAUUGGGUGAUAUAAGACAGGUGAUACUGGAGUACUGCAUUUUGCCACUGGGCUCGAAGCUGGUGCACCAGUCGGCACCUCUGGUGCGGUCGGUGCUGGUGGUGGGGCCUCGGGGCAGCGGCAAGGACAUGCUGGUGCAUGCUGUCUGCACCGAGGCGGGCGCCGUCCUAUUCGACCUCACUGCUGCCAACAUUGUCGGCAAGUACCCCGGCAAGUCGGGCCUCAUCAUGCUCGUGCAUCUCGUCAGUAAGGUAUCCAGGCUUCUUCAGCCAUCAGUGAUCUACAUGGAUGGAGCUGAGAAGCCUUUCUUGAAAAAAGUUCCAAAGACUGACAAAACAGAUCCGAAAAGACUGAAAAAAGAUCUACCCAAGCUUUUGAAAAGUAUAAGUCUUGAUGAUCAGGUAUUGAUGUUGGGUGUAUCACACUGUCCAUGGGAAUGCGAUCAGAAAUCAUUAACUCAGGCCUACCAGAAAAUAAUAAUGAUUCCAAAGCCUGACUACGCCAGUCUCAACUUUAUUUGGACAGAACUGCUAUUUCAAUACAGUGGAAUUAGCAGACAGUUCGACAUAGGCGCCCUAACAAAGUUAUCGGAUGGCUACACGCUAGGUACAAUACUGAACGUUGUCAAAGAAGUUAUGACUUGCAAGCGUGUUCUUCAACUUCGUAUUCAGCCGCUGACACAUGCCGAAAUCAUCAAUGUCCUCAGUCGUUAUGAGCCAAUCUACAAGGAAGAGGAAGAAGCGUUCAUGCAAUUUUACUCGAAAACUCCGAUCGGUCGACGGAAAGCGCGGGCUCUUGAGAUUGAAGCUGAAAAGCAGCAGAUGUCCAAGGAUCAACAGGUCAAAAAGAAAAAGUAAUAGAAGAGAGCAGCAUGCAUAAUAGGAGAUAGAUGAAUAAUUCUGAGUGGGUUUGAAUAGAGCUUUGGUAGGCUACUAGAAACUGAAACCUGAAGUUGACUGAGUGACUAUUCCAUUAAGAGCCGUUUGCACAGUCAAAGCUUAAACGGAAUUUAAUCAGCUGGUGGCUUAAACUCAAAAUGAACUACAUUAUAACAAACGAGACUUGAUAUGGAUCUAGUCCAGUUUAAAAAGAAAUUUAGUUUAAACUGUGAUACUGUGCAAACAGCACUGAAUGACCUAAUUUUAACUGUCUAUCAAUUUCUGUCUGUCAAUAAUAUACACAACUAUUCAGGGACUCGGUUGCACGAUUGGAAAUUUAUACUAGUAAUCGUAUUAAUGUGAAUGAUAAGUCACAUUAAUUAUUGUUCCAUUAAAUGGUCUAGUAUAGAUAGGUACAGAAAUAUUUUUCAAUGAAAUGACAUCACGAAAUGAGUUUUUAAAAUGUAUUCAAAGGAAUAUUUACAAUAAUAAAAUCUGUGAAAAUAA
This is a messenger RNA of Nilaparvata lugens (brown planthopper), 3607 nucleotides long. RefSeq names its product dynein regulatory complex protein 11. Gene Ontology annotation, molecular function: protein binding; ATP hydrolysis activity; ATP binding. The record is from RefSeq and is a predicted model, not a curated record. The coding region runs from base 623 to 3079 and encodes 818 amino acids. The transcript is spliced from 8 exons. NCBI's taxonomy places the organism in Eukaryota, Metazoa, Arthropoda, Insecta, Hemiptera, Delphacidae.